AUGCCAUCAAACCCAGAAUGGGUCAAAGCCCUCAAACCUUCCGGUCCUCAGGGCUCUGAGCUCCUCCAGCAAGAGAGAGCAAAGUCCAGCCUCAAUGUCGACCAACUUGCCGACUUCAUGUUCACCCGGGAGAUCCUCCAGCGGAAUGAACGAAUCCUGAACAUCCUCCAAGCCGAUCCGGUGUUCGACAAGUCCCAGAACUACUUUCGAGGCCGGACCAGCAGAAUAGAGGCUGCUUUGGCUCGAGGCAAGAGACUGCAACAAUUGCAGAUGCAGCACAAAUGGACAAAAGAGGAGUAUCAGGCUGCCAACGAGCUGAUUAGCGAGCCGACUCCCUAUGGCCUCCAUGCGAGCAUGUUCCUCGUCACCCUCCGUGAACAAGGGACACUCCAGCAACACAAGCUCUUCCUCGAGAAGGCAGAGGCAUACAAAAUCAUUGGCUGUUACGCUCAAACCGAACUCGGACACGGCUCCAAUGUGAGAGGGCUGGAAACGAUGGCCGUGUGGAACGCCGAUGACAAGACAUUUACCAUCAACUCGCCAUCACUGACUGCGUCGAAAUGGUGGAUUGGCUCCUUGGGGAAGACGGCUAACCACGCCGUGGUCAUGGCUCAGCUCUUCAUUGACGGUAAGAACUACGGUCCUCAUCCUUUCGUCGUGCAGAUCCGCGACUUGAAGACCCACGAGCCUCUGCCCAACGUCCACGUUGGAGAUAUUGGUCCCAAGUUCGGCUACAAUACCAUGGACAAUGGUUUCCUGCUCUUCAAGAACGUCAAGAUCCCCCAUGUCAACAUGCUCGCUCGCUUCUCCGGUGUUGAUCCGCAGACCAACAAAUACGUUCGACCUUCGAAUCCUUCCCUCGUCUAUGGCACGUUGACCUACAUUCGAAGCAAUAUCGUCCUCCAAGCAGGCGCCACCCUCGCUCGAGGUGUUACAAUCGCGACACGGUACUGCGCAGUCCGGCGGCAGUUCCAGGACCGCGAUGUCCACGAACCCGGUGAGAAUCAAGUCCUCAACUAUACCAUGGUGCAGAUCCGACUCCUUCCCCUCCUGGCAGCCACCUACGCCCUCCACUUUACCGGCAAGAGCAUGAUCAACCUGUACCAAGAGAAUCAGAAGCGCAUGAGUGCCAGCGAUGCUGGCAAGCUCUCCGACUCAAAUCGCGGACCCGGGCCUGAAGAACUCAAUCCUGGCACGGAUUUGCUUGCCGACCUGCACUCUACCAGCUGCGCUCUCAAGGCAUAUGGUUCUACAACUGCCGCCGAAGGUUUGGAGGUCUGCCGUCGCGCCUGCGGUGGCCACGGCUACUCGUCCUUCUCCGGCAUCGGCAGUUGGUACGCCGACUACUUGCCCACCGUGACUUGGGAAGGCGACAACUACAUGCUCACGCAGCAAGUUUCUCGAUACCUCCUGAAGUCUGCCCGUGCGGUCCUCGCAGGAAAAGCCGGCAACAACGACACGACCCGCAUCCUGACUGGAUUCGUCCGUCGCCGUGACAUUGGCUGCGCAUUUGACGUGAUAGGCAAUGAUGAGGACCUGGUCGACGCCUUCGCGUGGCGUGUGGCCUUUUUGACCUUUGAAGCGCUCCGGCACCGCGACGAGGAGAAGCAGUCGUGGAACAGCCUGCUUGUGGACUUCUAUCGCCUGUCCACGGCACACGCCCAGUACAUGAUUGUCAAGAACUUCCAUGAUGCGCUCCAGGACCCUAACACCGAGAGACAAGUCGACGGAGAGACCAUCGCGUUGCUGCACAAAUUGUUCAGGCUAUUUGCUCUGCAAACGCUAGAGAAGGAGGCCAGCGAGUUUUACUCCUCCGCCGCUGUCACCGUGCGGCAGAUCACCCUUGCUCGGACGAAGACAGUCAUGAAGCUUCUGGAGGAGAUUCGUCCACACGCCGUCAGGUUGGUCGACGCCUGGAAGUUCCCUGACUGGCAGCUUGACAGCUCUCUGGGGCGCUAUGAUGGCAAGGUCUAUGAGGACAUGUUCUACCGGGCCAGCGAGCUGAAUCCUUUGAACAAUGUUGUCUUCGACCCAUAUCCAGACAGCAAGGUCCUCUUCAAGAAGGAUGAGAGAAAGGAUCUGAGAAGCAAAUUGUAA
Cladophialophora yegresii CBS 114405 is the source of this 2097-nucleotide messenger RNA. RefSeq names its product acyl-CoA oxidase. Lineage: Eukaryota; Fungi; Ascomycota; Eurotiomycetes; Chaetothyriales; Herpotrichiellaceae. The record is from RefSeq and is a predicted model, not a curated record. Gene Ontology annotation, molecular function: fatty acid binding; FAD binding; acyl-CoA oxidase activity. Bases 1 to 2097 code for a protein of 698 amino acids. The transcript has a single exon. Gene Ontology annotation, biological process: lipid homeostasis; fatty acid beta-oxidation using acyl-CoA oxidase. Gene Ontology annotation, cellular component: peroxisome.